AGAGCCAGAGGUCAGCUAGGUAGCUACAGGACAAUGGUACCAGGAAGAAUAAACAUGUGAAAUGUCGCCAUUUUGUACUCGGCAGAAUAUAUGACAAAAGUGCCAUUACCAUGGACCCUGAGAACAGCCUUCAGGAUGUGUUACGGUGUCAUCUCUGUGAGACCCCGGGCCCCCCUAUGUACUGUGUCAUUUGUAACAAAUAUCUGUGUAAAGCCUGUGAGGGGGACCAUCUCUCUGAUCUAUCCAAAGAACACAAAGUUGUGCCAUUUAAAAAGAGAGGAUAUACUCCAAAGUGUCAAAAACAUUCCUCAAAAAUAUGUGAACAUUACUGUGAGCAAUGUAACAUUCCUAUUUGUGCAUCAUGUCUUUCCUCUGAAGAACACAAUGGCCAUAAAUUUAUUGAAAUAACUAAAACUAUGGACAACAAGAAAGAAAUCAUUCAAAAAAAUUUACAUGAACUAGAGAAAUCCAUUUAUCUUAAAUACCAAGAGAUUGCAUCCAUUAUCACAGUCCAGAAAUCUGCUCUGAAUGAAAACUCCCAGAAAUUAACAACAGAAAUCGACAGACAUGGAGAAGACUUGCACAGAGAAAUAAACACUAUUAUCAGAAACAUGAAAUCUAACGUGGAGGAAAUGGACACCAAACACCUGGCUACACUAAAUCAACAGGAAGAUGAAAUCAAACACACCAUUUCUGAAAUCACACAGACCAUUACUGAACUAAAGACAUUACUGGACUCCAAUGAUGUCAGCCGUGUCUCUGCCUACAAAUCCAGGAAUGAUGAAUUCAGAAGAUUGCCUCCUAAACUCACAGUGUCCUUACCAAGUUUUACCCCUCAGAAGAUCAACAAAGAACAGCUUUAUCAACAGUUUGGUUCUCUGUCAGCGUCAUCUAUCAAAACAGAAGAACAUGGCUACACCAUGGAAUCUCCCGGUGCUGAGUCCUCUCCCCCGGACAGACCGCUCAUUGAUGUACCACGGAUCAUCACACAGAUAAACACCGAGUGUGGAGUAUUAAAUCCAUUAGAGAGUGUGUCCUGUCUGAGUGAUGAGGAGAUGUGGACGUGUGGUGGUGACAACAUCAUGAGACUGUACAACCUCAGUGGGGAACUAGUGAAGUCAGUCAAAACCAAGUCAGGGAACGGUCCACUGGACAUAGCAGUGACAAGGAGUGGGGAUCUAGUUUAUACUGAUUACAAAGAUAGAACUGUGAACAUAGUGAAGAAUACACAGAUACAGACAGUGAUCAGACUACAGGGGUGGAGACCUCUCGGUGUCUGUAGUACCUCCUCUGGUGACCUCCUGGUUGUCAUGGACAGUGAUGAUGAUAAACAAACAAAAGUUGUGUGUUACUCUGGCUCCACAGAGAAACAAAGUAUUCAGUACGACGACAAAGGACAACCUCUCUAUUCAUCUGGUGGCAUUAAAUACAUCAGUGAGAACAGGAACCUAGAUAUCUGUGUGUCAGACUGUAAGGCCCGUGCAGUAGUGGUGGUCAAUCAGGCCGGGAAACUCCGGUUUACCUACACUGGUCCUCCCUCUACUACCGAGGAAUCAUUCUAUCCACGCGGCAUCACAACAGACAGCCAGGGUCGCAUCCUGACAGCAGACUUUAACAACUACUAUAUCCACAUCCUGGAUCAGGACGGACAGUUCCUCCGCUACAUUGACAACUGUGAUUUACAGGAUCCAUGGGGUUUAUGUGUGGACACCAGAGACAACCUCUUUGUGGCUGAGUUAACAGGUACAGUGAAGAAAAUACAAUACAUGUAACAUGUGCUUUAUAUUUUACGACUGUAGUACUUUAAUGUGUCUAUAGAUUACAUACACGGGUGUAAAUAAAACUUUGUAUAAAUAUAUUUCAUUUAAAUUAAAAAAAAAAAAUUAUCUCGUACAUGCAUAACAUAUAACACGCUGUUUAGUUUUAUAUCUAUACAUUAGAGUGUAUGUGUACAUGUGUUAUACAUUAGAGUGUAUGUGUACAUGUGUUAUACAUUAGAGUGUAUGUGUACAUGUGUUACAUUGUCAAUUGAGUAUAUAUACAUGAAUUGUUUGUUAACGAACUGAUUAUGUGUGAAACAUGUAAACAAUUAUACACAAUAUACCAGUUUUAAAGUAGUGAAUUUUUUAAUGCAUUUGGUGUCAACAAAUUGAUUUUUCAUGGUUUUAACUUUAUAUGUGCAUGAACUUUAUGAAUGGAAAAUGAAAAAAAGGAUUUAUAUACACUUGUAAAAAAUUGUAAUACUAGAUAUGGAGACCUGUGAUUUUAUUAGAUGAAUAUUUUGAAUACAAUAAAUGAUUAACUGUA
Messenger RNA from Magallana angulata, 2307 nucleotides. RefSeq lists its product as uncharacterized. Gene Ontology annotation, molecular function: ubiquitin protein ligase activity; zinc ion binding; protein binding. Lineage: Eukaryota; Metazoa; Mollusca; Bivalvia; Ostreida; Ostreidae. Gene Ontology annotation, biological process: protein polyubiquitination; proteasome-mediated ubiquitin-dependent protein catabolic process. The coding region runs from base 111 to 1772 and encodes 553 amino acids. The transcript is spliced from 3 exons. The record is from RefSeq and is a predicted model, not a curated record.